Molecule: messenger RNA, 900 nt
Organism: Nematocida homosporus
Lineage: Eukaryota; Fungi; Microsporidia
Exons: 1
Coding region: 1-900 (299 amino acids)
Source: RefSeq, a predicted model, not a curated record
AUGUUCAAGUUCUUAAAAGCAAUACGCGUUAGGAGAUCUUAUCUUUGGGCUAGUGCUCUGUUAUUUGAGAUGUUAUGGUCGGGGUGGCUGGAUAUGAAGGUGGCUUGUAGUGGUGCAGAGCAUCCAGCGCAGUCGGAUUCUUCUCUCCCUAACCCAAUAGGCCAGGCGAGUGGGCGCAUGGAAGUAGACCCAGUGGAUUCCGCAAUUCAAGUAGAAGAGAACAAUCCACCCACGCCAUCUAACCCAACAGCACCCGCACCACCUACACCACUAACUACACCACCUACACCAAUAACGCUUGUACGAGUACCAUCUGAAGUCAAGCCAAUAGUCGCACAACUACAGCUCCUACAGAUGAUUAAUGACCCAGCUGACCACAUCUGGUUGCCCCACCAAACCCAAGACAAUACUCUCCAGUGGAUUCUUAUGCUUAAUCCAGAGAAAAUGGCACUAAGUAAUGACUCAGCAUAUAACCCAAUUCAAUGUAUUAUUAUUCCUAAGUCGUGGAAAGAAACCGAGUACAACAGAUGUUUCGAGGGGUUGACUCCCCUACAAAGGAUCACAGGCCAGGCGCCUAUGGUUGUUCUGGGCCUAUGCUUAGAAUAUGGUCAGGCAUCUUUUAAGUUGCUUCUUCUGCUGCUGCGCAUCCUAGCCAUGCCUCGAGUAGAAGUACAUUUGUACGGCCAGCUCCAGCCAGACGAAAGCCAUCAGGCCAAGCAGACACUGGCUAGCCAGGCGUACUUACUCAACGGCCUCCCAGAGGAUAUAAGUGCCCGAAAGACUCUUUUACACAUACAUACGCUAAAUACCAUCGAGUACUGGAGAGAUAUUCUCGAAUUAGUCAUCCAGACGUACAGAGAUUUAGAAUUAAGAGGAGGUGCUAUUAUUGGAUUAGUAUAG